AUGCCAGCAUCCGUGUCCAGUUCCGAUAUUGACGAUGAAGGCUUCAUCGUCAACAUUGAUGCGAUCCAAGCUCACGGCAUCGGCGCGACCGACAUCUCAAAGCUCAAGAACAAUGGAUACUACACUAUAGCCUCUGUCCACUCUGCUACUCGCCGAACGUUGCUCAAGAUCAAGGGCUUCAGUGAGAUCAAGGUCGACAAGGUCAAGGAAGCCAUACAGAAGUGUCAGCCGGCUGCGCAUGGCUUCAUCACGGCUCAAGAGCUUGGACAGCAGAGGAGGAGGGUCGUCAAGAUAUCGACGGGUAGCAAACAGUUCGACUCAAUCCUUGGAGGAGGCUUCCAGAGCAUGAGUAUCAGCGAGGCAAGAUGCGGCAAAACUCAACUCUCACAUACCAUGUCCGUCGUUGCUCAGCUGCCUAAGGACAUGGGCGGUGCCGAAGGCAAGGUAGCGUAUGUCGAUACCGAAGGCACCUUUCGACCCGAGCGAAUCCAGCAGAUCGCCGAGCGCUUCGGUGUCGACCCGGAUCAGGCGCUCGACAACAUCUCGUACGCGCGAGCACAAAAUAGCGAGCACCAGGCCGAACUCCUCGAGAAGCUGUCCGAGUUCUUCGCCACGAACGAGUACCGGCUCCUGAUUAUCGACAGCAUCAUGGCUUGCUUCCGUGUGGACUACACCGGCCGUGGCGAAUUAAACGAGCGGCAGCAGAACCUGAACAAGUACCUUGCGAGGCUGACGCGUAUUGCGGAGGGCGAAUCAUCGUGGUUAACCACAUCACAGACAAACCAAGUCCAAAGCGACCCAGGCGCCAGCGCCCUGUUUGCCGGUGCGGACGGCCGCAAGCCUGUCGGUGGGCAUGUCCUUGCGCAUGCGUCCACUACCCGAGUUCUGCUUCGCAAGGGUCGUGGAGAGGAGCGUGUGGCCAAGAUCCAGGAUUCUCCCGACUGUCCGGAACGAGAAGCAACCUACAUCAUCACCAAUGGCGGAAUCAGUGACUCAGAGAAGGCGUAA
This is a messenger RNA of Coniosporium apollinis CBS 100218, 1008 nucleotides long. RefSeq names its product meiotic recombination protein DLH1. Lineage: Eukaryota; Fungi; Ascomycota; Dothideomycetes. The record is from RefSeq and is a predicted model, not a curated record. Gene Ontology annotation, biological process: reciprocal meiotic recombination; DNA recombinase assembly; mitotic recombination. The coding region runs from base 1 to 1008 and encodes 335 amino acids. Gene Ontology annotation, cellular component: condensed nuclear chromosome; nucleus. Gene Ontology annotation, molecular function: ATP-dependent DNA damage sensor activity; single-stranded DNA binding; double-stranded DNA binding. The transcript is spliced from 11 exons.